CCCGGCGUCGGCGUCGUAUCGACGUCCAAAACAGACGUUCACAAGAUACGCAACGCGGCAAAGCAGUAGUGCUUUGGCCUUUGCCUGGGUUAGCUAUCGGGGAAAACUCCGAUGAGAGAUGUGAAGUUUCGUCUUGCGUGAAACGCACAAUUUUCUUUGUAGGCAUUUAGGACAUGACGCUCAAACUGUGACUAGCAAAAUCAUCCAAGUCAAUUAAGUCAAAUUAAUCCUGUCGUUUGCUGUUAACCGUUGUAAUCAAAAAACAUAAUUCGAAGCUCCUCAACUUUGACGUUCGAGCUGUUGAAGUUAAUCAAAAUUCUUAGCACGUAUCAAGCUGAGAAGAUCACGUCUAGUUCGAGGUGACACACGUCCUGACGUCAGUCGAAUGGAAUCAUAAUAAACACGAUAUCACCAACCGAGGGCGUGUUACCCUAUUUCAUUCGCUAUGGCUGUUUAGACCUUGACAUGCCUCCAAACGAAGAACUACAAGAAUCGAUUUCGCCCACAAACAAAACUUUAUCAAUAAUGUGAAAAAAGAACGGAUCAUCGCCACUUCUGGAGCUAAUAAAGCUGAUAAUCUUCCUUGCAACAUUCGAAAGAAACAUCAACCAUUCAAUCCUUAAAAUACUUCUUCCAGUUCGUCAAGAACGCCAUCAAGCUGAAGCACCAACAAGAAUACGAUCUCCUCAUAGUCGAUUGCGACACUUUGAUGGAGAAUACAGAAACCGAGGAACAGGGUUGGAUGCCUAGUCCUGCGGAGGACGAAUCGGGAUGGAACUGCAGCGUCCACCCGAGCGUGUUUUUCUUGUUGGGGACGCUCCUGUUGACAACCUGCGCCACAGGGAUGUUAUGCGCUGCCAUUAUGACCGACCAUUGGGAGGAGGUUACGUGGGACCGCACAGCUCUGGAACAUUUGGCCAAUAGUUCAGUCAGGUUGCGAUGGCUCUUGGACGGGAUCGUUGCCAGAGUUUCCACCAAUGAUGAUCGGGACAAGAUCCUAGCUUUUCUUGUUCCUAUGCACGGAGGAAUCUGGACGCUGUGUGUAAGCCUCACUGAGGAAGAAAUAACAUUACUGGGUCGAGUAGGAUUUCCAGCAGUCCAGCCCUGCGUCAACUAUCUUUCAGGGGGCAUCGACGGAGUCAAAGGGUACGAACCUCGAGGAGAUUGGCAACACAGAAUGCAAAACUUAUCAAUAUCCUGCGCCCUAGUCUGCCUAAUAGUUUUAGGAAGUGCAGCCCUUGUCGGCGCUUUCGGCGUAUUCCAGCACCAAAUCAGCGCAGUCUUAGUCACAGGAGUCAUGUAUUUAUUGGCUGGAUCAUUUGCACUUUUCACGUUAACAAUAAUACACUUCAAGAGGUUACACAGUAAACCUGGUGGUAUGGAUUCUGAUGGAACCGCAGAUGGGGUGGUCAGCCCAAUGGGUGGAAGAGGGGUGACUGAACUGCUUCCUGCCCGCAUUUUUACGACCUCAUGGUCGUUAGAUCUGGGAUGGGGAGGUGUCAUGUUAUGCGUAAUGACAUCCGUUUUGUGGAUUUUAUUAUCGAAAAUAAUGAGGUUUAACCCCAUAUCCAGCAUGAUUAACUGAGCAAUAACGGUUAAUUAUAAUCAGUAGCUUUAAUGGGGUCAUUUUAUACUGUCACUUCAUCGACUCAAAUUUUAUACUUCAUUAAUUUACAUUAACUUAGAAAAUAACUACUGAUUACAAUAAUCUUUGAUAAAUGUGUACAAAAGUACGGAAAUGAGAAACACGACAACAUUCUCACUGUCUAUACUUAAAAAUUCAAAAAACCGUCUCCAUCGCAAAAAUGCUUGCAUUAAAAGUAUAAUCAACAAAUGUGGUUUUGUAAUGAAUGUCCAUAUACAUUGCUGAUUUCUGCAUUCAGAAUUAUAGACGUAAAAUGACGCAAAGCUAAGAAGCCGUCCAAGCAAUCUAAUAUAAAAAAACUGGCCAUCGAUGGACCUGCUUCUUAUCGAAUAAACAUCAAUCAAAAAUCCCUGAAAAUAAUUGUUAGCAAGCUACUUAUUGCAAUUGUUGUUGAUAUUUUUCAUUAUCAAUUUUAACUAAUUCUAACAAAUUUUAUACACUUUUGGCAUACAAAACGGGAGCAAUAAAGUAACAAAUUGAGGUUAGGUUGACCUAACCAAAUCGCGCAAUACCUGCCUUCAAGAAUGCCUGCAUAUAUUUAAAAUUUAAAACGUAUAUUUUUUACUGUUGGAGUUGCUUGCCUUUGCUCGCUUUUGUAUCAUUAAAGCCUCGUUGUAUAUAUUUUGCAAAAUAAAUAUUUUCAAUGUUACCAUAACCUAACUUUCAUUCCACACACGAUCUCAGCUACUCGUCUUACCUUCUAU
Molecule: messenger RNA, 2349 nt
Organism: Zophobas morio
Lineage: Eukaryota; Metazoa; Arthropoda; Insecta; Coleoptera; Tenebrionidae
Exons: 5
Coding region: 710-1585 (291 amino acids)
Cellular component (GO): plasma membrane
Source: RefSeq, a predicted model, not a curated record